AUGUCUUCAGGAAUACAAGGCCAAGAAACAGAGGGCUACGGGCAAGAUAUCAUCAACGAGGAUGUGACAACAGCUCGCCACCAGCAGAACGACAUCUGGCAACUGAUCAACAGUCCCUCAAGAGGCAGGACACCCUCCAGAAGGUGUAUCAGCUGUGUUGAACCCUCUAACAAAGCCCGCAAUUGGUUCUCUUCUCCCGAUCGAUUCUUAGCCUCCCGAGCAGGAAGCACUGAGAGAGAGAGCGUUUUCCGUGCCAGCAAGUCACCACACAAUUUGAGUCCUCGCGAGAAACAUUCACGUCAGAGAGAUCCCAAUGCCGACCCAUUCCAUUUAACAAGCCCCUCGAGGUCAAGGGCCGCUAUUCGGAUCCGGCGCUCCUCCCCUGGUGGCAGACAACGACCUCCACAUUUCACUCCCUCCUUUGUUCACGGCCACGACGCAUCUCCUAGUCCGAUAGACGCUAAUCCGUCUCCCAACACCUCGAGACAAAUAAGCGCCGGAGCCGUGUGGAAUGUGGGUGGGCCAAGUAUUGCACAAGGAGGACCGCGCCCCAGUGUACACGAUGGCCAUGGUGGAUUGCUUGCUAGUGGCACGAAUAGUCCAAUACAUAUCGCCCAUUUCCUCGACAGGAACGACUCUAAUUGCGAUGUACAGCAGCAUGAAAAUCGCCUCGCUUUAGCACUUGACAUUGAUCAAGCAAGCCGUGUCCUUAACUCGAUAUCUAGACCGCCGUUGUUAGAGUCUGCUAUGAUUGACGCUCCGCAGCGUUUGCCCUUCACCUGGAAAAACAGCUCAUGGGCGCGAGAGGAGGGAUGUGAUCCUGGUCAGAAGAAACGCAGCAAGAGUCCCAUGCGAUCUAUCCCAACGCUCCCCUUCAGAGUGCUUGAUGCCCCACGCCUUCGUGAUGACUUCUAUUGUUCAACGCUCGCCUACUCCCAUACGUGCCGAACACUAGCUGUAGGGUUGAGCAGCAGGGUCUAUCUCUGGACCGAAGACCUAGGCGUGCGCUUCCCUCCCCUCGUCUCACAUCGACCGGGCAGCCAUGUGACAUGUCUUUCGUUCUCCUCGGAAGAGGGCAAGAAGGCUAUCCUGGCAGUUGGCCGACAGAGUGGUCUGGUAUCUUUUGUAAGUCCAGCGGGGGAUGGAAGAUCGAGACUUCAGGUGCAAAAGUCGAGUCCAGUAUCCUGUCUCGCUUUCAAACCAACCGUCAGCCUUAGACCUUCCCGCUUUCUUAGUGGUCUUAUAGCUGCGUGUGAAGAUUUACUGGUUGGCGACGAUGUUGGCGACCUGCAUUAUUAUUCAAUUGAGUGGUUGGAUGCCACGUCUCUGCCGAGCAUGCCUGAAGGGCUUGGACAAAUCGUCCAGCUUGCCAAAGUUGCUGCUCAUUCACAACAGAUUUGUGGCCUGGCUUGGUCGCCGGACGGAAGAUAUUUCGCGACAGGUGGCAAUGACAAUGGCGCUCUCUUCUUCGAGGUUGCCAAAGUCUUGCCGGACGAAGCUCCCGGCCAAGGGAGGUCACCAUUGCGGACGCAACCCCGAGCACUUGAUCCGUCAUCGCUUCCUUUUCGACCAAAUCAAGAGCCUGGGCCACAUCUCCCCUCACCACCGAUGAGCCCUGACAGACGGGACGUCAUUGGACAUAUUUCUCCCUUAGGGCGUGGCUCGAUCUCCCCUUCGCUGAUACCCGCUCACGUCACUAUCGAUCCUACACCUCGAACGCCUUCAGCUCCAGUCCUCCUAACAUCAACAACCAACCAAACCCAAACACCACCGGCCUCACCGACUCACCACCGUCCGCCUCCUCCUCAACCCCUAACCAACCGCCGCAUAAUCUCUCAACCCAGCCUAACGCAGCACUUCGCGUCCUCACCGCCACCCACCGCACGCCCGACCCCUCUAAACCCCCCGCCAGGCCUCCAAACUCACACGCUCCCGCACUCCGCCGCAGUCAAAGCGAUCGCGUUCGCACCCUGGCAACCCAGCCUCCUCGCCACGGGAGGCGGCAGCAACGACCGGCAGAUCCACUUCUUCCACACGGGCAGCGGCGCCACGCUGGCGCUCAUCAACGUCUUCGCGCAGGUGACCAGCCUGAUCUGGUCCAAGACCAAGCGCGAGCUCUGCGCGACCUUCGGCUACGCGCAGCCCGAACACGGCAUCCGCAUCGCCGUCUUCGCCUGGCCGAGCGGCGAAUGCGUCGUCAGCAUCCCCUGGGCCGCCAACACCAGUGCCAGGAACGCCGCGCAAGCGGAGGGCGCGCGCGUAAGUAAGCAGUAUAAAUAA
Endocarpon pusillum Z07020 is the source of this 2280-nucleotide messenger RNA. RefSeq lists its product as uncharacterized. Gene Ontology annotation, biological process: positive regulation of anaphase-promoting complex-dependent catabolic process; positive regulation of ubiquitin protein ligase activity; anaphase-promoting complex-dependent catabolic process. The record is from RefSeq and is a predicted model, not a curated record. Bases 1 to 2280 code for a protein of 759 amino acids. Gene Ontology annotation, cellular component: anaphase-promoting complex. Gene Ontology annotation, molecular function: anaphase-promoting complex binding; ubiquitin ligase activator activity; protein binding. NCBI's taxonomy places the organism in Eukaryota, Fungi, Ascomycota, Eurotiomycetes, Verrucariales, Verrucariaceae. The transcript is spliced from 2 exons.